CCAAAGUCCCAUCAAGAGUUCCGCCCAGGUUAUGCCGUAUCGCGUUAGGCUUUUGUCUGACGAAUGUCGCUCAAUGUAAGGGGGCGACGUCCAGUAGCAGGUGGCAUCCAUGGCACAGCGGGUGUACGGCUUGUUAUAUACCAAAGUAGGACAGAACACAUGGUCCAAUGAAAUGAAAGGAACGAGAAAAAUAAAAUUCCGACGACAUGAUGACGUUUCAAUUUUUAGGACCACUCUUUUUCAUUUUUUUCGAUCGUACGGCCGAGGCAGUUCCAUUGCUUGAAUUGCCAUGACCACCCGACAGCGACAUCUUCGAAGAGGCGGUCCAGAGAUCGAAGAUGCUACCACUCUAAAGCUAGGAGAAGAAUUCAUCAACUCGCAGUGCUUGUAUAUAUCAGAAGUGCGAAUUCUGUUGGAAGCACAAGAGGACACCAAUCGUGCCGGUCUCAAUCGACAAACUACCGGUGUCAUGGCGAAAACGUUGGAAUAUGUUCGUACUUUUAGCCGAUUCAGCAAUCGCGAUUCUGUGCGUGAAGUACGACAGGUGCUUGGCAAGGAUGAUUUGGCCCAGUUUGAAGUGGCUCAAAUAGCCAACCUCUGCUGUGAAGAUGCCGAAGAAGCCAAGGCGCUGAUUCCAAGCUUGGCGAACAAAAUUGAAGACGAGCCGUUACAGGAAAUGCUGAACCAGAUGCUUACCAUCAAAAAAUUCCAAGGCUAAGACCAAUCCCAAGCCGAACCUCCUUGACAAUCAAUCUCAUUUUGUAUCAUAUCAACCACUGGUAAAAGCCUGAUCCAAGUCAAGAAAAACCAGAAAAAAAAAAUUCACUACAUAAUCUUUGCUUGACAUGCCCUCUGAUCGAAACACACACCAUCGUCACCAUUGUUCAAUAAAAAAUACACGUGGAACGGACAACCUUUGCAGUAAUUUAGUAUAAGUUUGGGAAGUUACGAUGGAUUGCAUCAGGAAAUGAUGCUUUUUGUCGCUUGGAGGGUUUUUUU
Messenger RNA from Radiomyces spectabilis, 999 nucleotides. RefSeq names its product HRDC-like protein. The transcript is spliced from 5 exons. Gene Ontology annotation, molecular function: nucleotide binding; translation initiation factor binding. Bases 290 to 718 code for a protein of 142 amino acids. The record is from RefSeq and is a predicted model, not a curated record. Lineage: Eukaryota; Fungi; Mucoromycota; Mucoromycetes; Mucorales; Radiomycetaceae. Gene Ontology annotation, cellular component: RNA polymerase II, core complex; P-body. Gene Ontology annotation, biological process: positive regulation of translational initiation; mRNA export from nucleus in response to heat stress; nuclear-transcribed mRNA catabolic process, deadenylation-dependent decay.